Astrephomene gubernaculifera is the source of this 3409-nucleotide messenger RNA. NCBI's taxonomy places the organism in Eukaryota, Viridiplantae, Chlorophyta, Chlorophyceae, Chlamydomonadales, Astrephomenaceae. The record is from the annotation of a GenBank genome assembly.
CCUAACUUACGCCUAUCAUUCAAAUUCGUUGCUGACGCGAAAGAUAGAUACGCACCCACGGCAUUUGGGUCUUCCAUUAUACUUAUUUUUUCACAAAGUUAUCCUCAGUCCUUGACCCCUUAGUUGCGUUGCUAGCCGUUGUAACAGUUUCAGCAUAGCCAAAGCAAAGAAAUGGGGAGCAAGCGGCCCCUUCACCUGCUGCUUGUGGCUUGCUGCCUGACAAAUAUGAUGGGAUCAACACAGCGUGGCAAGUGUCGCAAUUAGUUUAGUCAGGCUUUAAUAGGUCACCGGAACGGUCAUUGCCCUCCUGUUCUUCCCUUUACCCGUGAGCCACUUGGGAUAGACUAUUGCUAGCGAGCGCAAUCCAUAUCGUGACAGUCAAGCGGCGGGUCUUCUGAUAUAUACCACUUCCUAUAGCCCCGAACUCCGACACCAUGGAGCUGCCUCAAUUUAGCAACGCAGUGAAUACCAGCCGCGGACGCUUACAUGGAGCUGAAGAAACAGCAACAGACGUUAUAGUCAUCGGAGCAGGUAUCUCUGGGCUUGCCUGUGCGGCAACCCUUCGUAAUGCGGGCUUGCGUGUCGUUGUGCUAGAAGCGCGGGAGCGCAUCGGUGGACGCAUCCACACUGUCCCUCUUGCUGAGGGAAACGGACGUCCGACCUGGGCUGUCGAUCUGGGCGGAGCUUGGGUCCAUGGCAUCGGCAGCAGCGGUGCGCCUAACCAUCUCUACAGUUUGGCUUGCGAACUCCAGCUUGGCUGCCUUCCCACCGACUACAGUGACGCCGCCGUGUACACAGCUGAGGGCGUCCGCCUUGCUGCCGGCACUGUCGCCGACAUAGAAAACCUCUACCACGUUUUCGAGCAGCACCUACACACCCUGCUGCACUCCCCCGACCCCGCCCUAGCGCUCAUGCCCAUCCAAACCGCCCUAGAGGCCUUUGCCUCGGCGCGCCGCCUCUCCCCCGCACAGCGCGCCCACCUAGCCUUCGCCGUGUCAAACCACAUGGAGCACUACUGGGCAGGCGAGGCGACCCACAUGGGCGUGGCGGCGCUGGAUGAGGAGGUGCUGCCGGGGGGAGAUGUGGUGCUGGCACGCGGGUAUGCAGGCAUCGUGGAGCGGUUGGCGGUUGGGUUGGAUGUACGGCUGGGGCAUGAGGUGCUUGCCGUACAGUACGGCGGGGGUACGGAAGAUGGAGGUGGAGGCGGGGUGAAGCCGGGUGAUCGCAGCAGUGGGCGAGGAGGCCAGCAGCAGCAGCAGCAGCCGGCUGCCGGGGUUGUCGUGACGGCGCGAAUGGGAGGAAGCUCCUUGCCUACACCAGCAGGAGCAGCAGCCGCAGCAGCCGCAGCAGCCCCCAGCAGUAGCAGCGGGGGUGCGGUGAUGCGGCUGACGGCUCGUGCGGCGGUGGUGACGCUGCCGGUGGGGGUGCUGCGCUCGGGUGCGGUGUGCUUCCAGCCGGCCCUGGCGCAGGCGGACCCGCGCAAGGCGGCGGCGGUACGGCAGCUGGGCACCGCGGUGUACAACAAGGUGAUCAUGUUGUUUGACCCUGCUGACGUGUUCUGGGACGACACCGCCUUCAUCUACCGCAUCCCGGGGCCCUGCGAGGCGGGCCGCUGGAGCUACUUCCUAAACCUGCACAAGGUCACCGGCGCCCCCAUCCUGAUCGCCUUCAACCUGGGGGAGGCGGCUGCGGCGCUGGAGGCGCUGGGAGACGAGGAGACGCUGGGCGGGGCGAUGCGGGCGCUGGCGGGGCUGUACGGCAGCAGCCGGGUGCGGCGGCCGCGGCAGACAGUGGUGACACGCUGGGGCAGCGACCCGUACUCCAGAAUGUCGUACACAUACAUUCCCGCGGGCCUUACCAGCGCCGCCUUUGACGACGUCGCGCGACCCAUCCUGGGCUCGCUGUUUUUCGCCGGGGAGGCAGCGCACCGCCGGCACUACGGUACGGCACACGGCGCGUACGAAUCCGGCCUGCUGGCCGCAUCAGCUGUCGUACGGGAGCUGGCGUUAAAGCAGCAAUGGCAGUGGCAGUUGGCGUCACGGCGGUUGCUACAGCAGCAGCAGCAGCAGCAACGUCCGCGUAGCAGCAGAGCCUUGCGGGCAGCCCAGCGACCCACGGGUCAACGGGUCGCUGCGACAGGAAAGGUGCCGGCGAGGACUGUUGAGGCAACCGCUGCGGCUGCUGCUUCGCCUGUUGGCGCCUGCCAUGCAGGAAACCAGGAUGGGUUGGCAGGGAGCGGUGCAGCAGAGCUAGCGGUUGUGCUACAUGGGGCCAUGGAAGCCGGCAAGGAUGAGCUGGUCAGCGGUUUUCACUUGCACGAAGGCCGUGCAAUGGGUGCAGGAGGUCAUCGCGGCAGCGGAGGAGAGUGCGGCGAGGAGGGAGGAGGGCAGCAAGCUGGCGCAGUGGGGGAGGUUGCAGGGGUGACGGGGCUGUCAGAGGGUGGUACAGGAGGGAAGGAGGGAGAGGGCAGGGCAGGUGUUGGGGAAGUGCCCGAUGCGGCCCCUCUCCCGCUCUCAAAGCUGUGAAGGGCGCAUGCAUGGCAGUUUGCAUGGGCGGAUGCGGGCGCAGAGAUGCGGCGAGGGACUUGAGCCAGCCUCGUUUCAGACGGCUCAUUGGCUGCCCCAUUGCAUGCGUUUGGGUCGUGAGGCAGGGAAGGCACAGCACGCGUGUGCAUGGCUGGGGCUCGAUAAGUAAGGAGAGGAGGAAGGGAAGGGGGCGUGACCAACACGUGUGAUACCGUAGUGACAUGAGAGUGUGGGAGUGCAGUGUGCUUUGACGUUUGCAUGGCUCGACCAGGUUUUGCCGGAGUGCACAGGCCUUGGUAAUGGAGUGAUUGCGGGGGGGGUUGGCGGCUGCGAGUGCUUGCAAGUAUAACCCUACAAUAUAUACUUGCAGGCCCAGACAGCCGCUCUGUUGCCGUUUUCCUUACAGUUGGUGUGUAGCUUGUCUUGUUGUCGCUGUCUUGUUGCUUCACCCAUUCACGGAAGUAACGGCAUAUGCACGGCGCAAUGUUUGUCAUCUUCUGACGGCGACUCCCUAUCUACCCUCGUGGCCACGUGAGACCCUCUUGCUAGAUAGAUAGGAAGAGGUUGUACACUAGAUAGGACGGGUUUCGUUUGCUUCGUUCAGUUUGGUCCCGACAAUUUUGUGUUUUCGGGGCUUCGUAUGUUCGUUCAUUAUAUAACCCAGGCGUGCUUACCUGCCAAGUUGACUGUCUAGGCGUCUUAGGUUUUGGCUAGGUCGCCGGUUGGUUGGUAGGUGUCUGCCAGCGGAAUAGGGUUCAGCUCCCUGGAAAGCUGGAAAAGGGCGGAGCCUAUUGAUGGAGAUUAGAAAGUAGGAUGGGCAUCACUACUCGGGAAUCACUACGGGCCGUAUAACAGACGUGGUAAGCCUGGUAAGGGACACUCAC